This is a messenger RNA of Anopheles arabiensis, 7771 nucleotides long. RefSeq names its product Fc receptor-like protein 5. Gene Ontology annotation, cellular component: neuron projection membrane. The transcript has 7 exons. Gene Ontology annotation, biological process: synapse organization. NCBI's taxonomy places the organism in Eukaryota, Metazoa, Arthropoda, Insecta, Diptera, Culicidae. Bases 654 to 1832 code for a protein of 392 amino acids. The record is from RefSeq and is a predicted model, not a curated record.
CUCCCUGUUUCAGUAGGCUGCGAUACCUCGUGACAAUCGCGUCGGAAGCGCGUGUGACGGUGUUUUCUUCCCCCGCGAGCCGUGACGUUCGUUCGUUCGGGGCUAUAGGCGUGUGUGUGGUGUGGAUCUUUUUUUUCCUCUUCUAAAUCGAUCACACUGUGGUUGUGGGUGCGGAACGGAUGAUGGGCGAUUGAGGGUGUGUGUGUGUGUCCUGUUACAAGAAGGCGUCUCACAAACAGUGCUGUUUCAGUGUAAAGCAAAGAGCUAUUUCCAGCUAAAACAUGACAGGAGAAGCACUUGUCAUACAGCGUGGCAGGUGAUCUAGGAAAAUUGUGCUGCAGGCGCUUCUUGCAAAACUACAAUCCCACUUCCCUGGAAAAGCUACCUACCGGGAAGGUGCCCUUGAAAAGGCGCACAAGACCCCAGGAAGUGCGUUGGUGUAAAGUUAGUGUGAAAAGUGAAGCUGAUGUGUUAAUAUAACAUAAGUUACUGAAGUGAUUGGGUAAAAAAUACUAGCGUGCAAGUGUAAGUGUUUGACAAGUGAUUAGUAGGUGGUCGCACAGCAAACUAAUAAAAUAACAAGAACCACAACGCCGUAGCGAGUUGCACACCACCCGCUGCCCUGGUGGUGUGCUGCUGAAUGCGGUGGCAAGAUGUGGCUCGAGAAGCUAGUGCUGGUGUACCUGCUGACACUGUUCAACUCGCUGGAUGGAUACUUUCUGGAUAAUCAUCACCUGCAGAGUAAUGGACGCCAUCGGCGAAAAGAUUCCAACGAAGCGAAGGCAGCGCACAGAAACUCAUUAGGUCCAUUACAAAGUCAAUUUAUUACUAAGAAUAACACUAGAGUAAUUAGCCAACGAGGAGGCCUAGCGGUGCUGCCCUGCAGCGUCACCAUGACAACACCAGCCACUGUGUCCUGGUUCCGGCGGAAAGACUACCAGCUGCUGACGGUCGGCCUGUCGACGUACAGUAGCGACGACCGGUUCCUGGUCGAGCAUACGCGCCACCUCGGCAACUGGGCGCUGCGGAUAAAGAACGCCCGCAAGGAGGACGAAGGACUGUACGAGUGCCAAAUUUCCACCCAUCCACCCCAGUCGAUAUUCAUCGAGCUUAGGAUCGUCGAGGCGGUCGCAGAAAUUCUCGAAGCGCCCGAUUUGCAUAUAGACGAAGGAUCGACGCUGCGACUGGAAUGCAAACUGAAACGUGCCACCGAAAGUCCGCUGUACGUCUUUUGGUACCACGAGGAUCGGAUGGUGAACUACGAUCAGGAGGAUGGUGUGUCCGUGUCGAACAACAAGCUCACCUCCAGCAUCCUGACGGUGCGGAAUGCGACGGCCCGGCACGGUGGCAACUACACCUGUGCUCCCGCGAACGCGCGCCAAUCGAGUGUUUACGUGCACGUGCUGAAAGGUGAAAAGCCAGCCGCAAUGCAACAUCCCAACAAAAACCCGACAGCAACAUCCGGUGCGCGGGCGGGCACGCUCCCCCCGCUGACCGCAUAUCGGUGCGGUUGGGUCCGGCCGGUUCGCUCCUGGUGUCCCCUGCUCGCGGUUAGCCUGCUGCCUGCCACGGUCAGUCUCGUGGCGACGAUGCUGCUGACGAUGGUGGGCCGAUUAGCGCGGGGCACGGGCCAGCGGCCGGGUGCAGCCGGGCCCACACCCAAACCAUCCGACGACGACGGCCGACGGCCAUCCGAGCCUUACCUUCCCGUCGCAUCCCGGCGCCGGCAGUGCCACCGCACCGCGCUGCUCACGCUCUGUAUACUAACCGCACUUCUGCUCUCCGUUAAGACUAUCUUCAGCAAAAGUAUUAAACUGUUCGAUGUAGUUUAAAAGCAAACCGCUCCCCGUUCCCGUCUCGUCGGCAAAUUUGGGACGUUCCCGCUUCCCGGGUGUGGUGAGUGUGGAAAAGCGAACGCCCCAACGACGGGGGGAAAAACACAUACGUAUAAAUAUUUUGUACAGGUUUUCUAGCAUUAAAAUGUUUAGGGUUAAUCUUUACGGGCAAUUGAGAGGACAAUGUGUGUGUUGGUUGUUUGGCCAAACAGAACAGAAAGUACAACACAGCUGAACGCACAGAGAGAGAGAGAGAGAGAGAGGGCAAGAUAGAAUGAGGCGCUAGGUACAAAAUGGGGACAGUUUUAGAGGAAUUGUUUGCAAAGCAAAUAAGACCCACAGUCGGGAGGGCCCGACCGGACCGGACAACCGUACCUUGGGUGGACUUUGACUAGGAAGACUGCAAGGGUUGCAGUUGCAGCUCGUAUGCAAUGGUUCUUAAGCUUAAAUUGUUAUCUUUUGGAUUCCGGUAUGUUCCGGGGUUGCAGUGUUCGUGUUGUAUCUGCACCGGUAAACUGUCAUGACCCUGCCCAUUCGGUUUACGCAGUGGUUUUAAGUAAGCAAUCUUCCGGUCACUGCAACGCCGGCACAAGCACUAGGAUCGUCUCCGGUCAGAAUCUCUGUAUAAAAUCAAUUCACACUUCCCUUGAACGCACCGUACCCGGUUGGAUCAUUAGUUAGACAAACACCCGAUACCGAUUUCCGAUUCAAAAUCAAUCACUACUGAGGGCAGUGAUUGUUCUUGUUCCUUCUUGCUGCAGAUAAUCCAGCCACAAUCGCAAUGUACCGGCGAUUGUGGUGAUGGCGAACGGAUUGGGAUGUAACAGAACUGGUCGAACUUUUGCCCGCAGACGAAACGCCCUCGUGAGAGCAAUCCAAGUCUUUGAGCAGCACAGAUUUAAGGGGGUGCAAAACUUCACCAUCAUCAUGAUCAUCAUCAUCAUUCCCAUCUCCGAUUGCUGGUGGAUAAAAGUAUUUACGAUGAAAUAUUGAUUAAACAAACGAAAUUUCGUUCCAUUUCACGUUCGGGAAGGACGAAGAGGGGAGAUUGUAGGACCCUUCCAAUCACUUCGGCGGUUGGAAAGAUUUCAUUUUACAUCUCGUACUGGUUAACCAAAAACGUACCGAGAUGGGUUUUCUGUGUGUGCAUCUGUGUGCGCUGCUUUUUAUUCCCUUUUCGCUUUUCGCUGCUGUUGUACUUGAGAGUUGUUGAGCAGCAUUUGAAAGGAGAGAUGAAGAACUUUCCCCGUAGCAAAACUUGUGGCAGAUUGUGGAGUGUUUUCUUGUUUUUUUCUGAUUUUUGUAAUCCGAUCUGAGUUUCGAUUCCAACCAUCUCUACUGUUACAGACAGGCUCAAGGAGCUGUUGCGAUGGAAUCAUUAAGCAGCAGUUGAAAUUGGUGGGAAAGAAUGUGAUUUUUCCCCCUUUCAAGAUGAUGACGGUAAGCAUGGUGAUUUUCCAUCGCUUAACUCAAUUGUGAGGCAACAUUUUUUGCUUGAAUUUUUUUCUCAUAAAACAUAUUCCAUUUGAAAUGAAAUGAAGUGUGAGCUUCUAUUGUUCAAAAGCAGGGUGUAAUCUUUUGCUGAAUUUCCAUUUGUAAAAGAUGGCGCCUGCUUUCACAACCAUCUCAUCCGUGCGAUGGAUGACUAAUGGGGGAAAAAGCUAUAAACCACGAAAGGAUUGAAAGGAAGUUCGAAGAAAUAAAAGGAAAGUAAUAUAAAACUUUCCGAUCGGUUCUCUAUCGCUCCUCUAACCAGGGAUGAAUUGAGCGAAUAUUUGAUGAUCAUGCACUGGAUAUUUCUUUCCACCACCCCACACCCAUUGCUACCCGUUGGCACUAUAAUGAGCCAGCGUUGAGGACGUUUGCAACUAAUCAUGAAUAAAGUACAUUUAUCUGCGCCAACCCUCCUGGCCACGGCCCAAUUGCCGGCAAUCGGAAGCUCAUCGGGAUCCGGGUCCAUGCAAUUGAAGAAGAAACACCAGGAGGAAAAAGUUUCCCUUCUCCAGCUCCAACGUUCCAACGUGAGCUGAGCUUUUCAUUUCCCGCGUUGCGGCUCGAGGGGGGAAUUUUCGCACUGCGCCACCCGGGCGCUGAAUCAUUGAUGGUAUUUGCAUAAGCGAUUAAAAAUGCAAAUUAUAGUUAUUUUAUCUCGAACUAUCGUGGCCGCUGCUUAACCACGGGCCACGGGCCGCGAAUGAAGUGGCAAAUCUCGAGUCGAGAUCAGCCGGUGGAUUCAUGGUUCGGUGCAUUGCAAUUGCAAACUCAACCGGAGCACUUUAUCUGGCACGUGCACGAGCAUGAGCGGGCACAGGUGCUGUGCGCUGAAGGUUAGAGCGAGAGGAAGAAGGUGAGAGAGAGAGAGAGAGAGAGAAAGAGAGAGACAGACACAGUGAAAACUUUCUAAUCCUAAUGAGGGUUUCGGCAUCAGAUGGAAAGUGCUGCUGGUGUCAUAAUGGUAGUGUCACAUUGAGUUGCCGCCAGUGAUUAGCUUACUUUAAUCACUAACGGUCCUGGUUUCAUGCUCCACAUAAUAGGAGAAAAGCUGUGUUGCAUUCUAAUGUGGAGAGGAAAACAAAGCCAAUUCUUCAUAUGGAUCACGUUCAUAGCGCUUAGCUUCAGUUUUGGUUUGAAAUGCUAUUUAUUUCAACUUUAAUUUAAUUUUUUUUUGUACUUUAAUGCGUCUACGAGCAAUGAUUGCAUAAUAUUUGUAUACUUUUAGGCGUCACCGUUAUGUAUAUAAGCGAAAGGCGCCUUUUAGUAUGCAAUUUGCGAAACUUGACUGGUUUUAGUGAAAUUAAUAAUUGUUAUAAUGUUAAUAAUUGUAAUAAUGUUUCAUUCAAAUUAAAAUCAUCAAAAGUUUUAAGUUUUAUUUCCUUUAUCAAUUUAUUUCUUUUAGCUGUUUUAUCUCCUUUUAGUAGAUAGCUAAUUUAUGUAGUCUAAUUCUUAAUUUUCCUGUUUUCUUAUUCUUAUUCACUUCUUAUAUUGAUUAAUCUAUCAUUUCUAGUCACAUCAACACAUACUCAUGUCUUCUGUGAAAACAACAGAUAUUUUUCUGUGAGAUGAACAUUUCAUUUCAACACACUGGCUGUGCCUUUGGGCCACGAGAUGUGAGUAUGAAUAUUCCACAAGAACAACACAACACACUCUCCUUACACACAAAUACAAACACACACUUAUCAGCUGAAGUAACAUUUCCCUCGAUGAGACCACAAGAUUGGAUAUCGAUCAGAUCGGUUGCUCUUUCACAACCCGACUACACAACGCAAACCACGGCGACUUCACGGUGAUGGUGUACAGCCACGGUACAGCGAAAAACAUUUUCCACCCGAUCGGAUCGUGUGAGCUGUUGUGCUGUUCUGAUCGAUUGUGCAUCUAUUUUUCAUCAGCCAAUUCCCCACUCCCAGCAGUCAUCCUGAAUCGGGGGUUUUUGGUGCAUCCAUGUGAGCAGCACAUCGGCACGGGUAAGGAGAUUUCCCUUAAGAAGAAUGUAAAAUUUUUCCUCCAACUAUGUGAACCAACGAGGAGCAAAAAAAAGAAAAAAAAAAGAAAGUUUGUGAGGACCUCACAUGGUGCAGAAUGAACGAUGAUGGUACGACAUUGAUGCCAACACCGAUCGAAAACAAAUCGAAUGACAAUCCUAUUUUCUUUUCGAGCGUUGCAAAAUAUUAUCGUAACGUUCCCGGCUUGUGUCCCGGCUCAGGUGCAGUCGCGUGUAGGGAAAUACACACACCAGCGACAAUGGGAACUGUAAGCUUAUUGUGGGUUUCGGUUGAUUGUAGCCAAUUGAGCGCCCACACGUUAUAGCGUGGCCGGGGGAAAUAAAACACGCCAACUUCCCCACAAAACAAGGGAAACUAUUUCAAUCAACAACAAUCGGUUGCAGCUGCAGCCGUUGAUACCGAUGAGCCCGCUCUCGUUCAUCGAGUGGGACAGAGUGGGGUGCCAUUUUGCUGCGGUGUUGCAAAUGUUUGUUGGCGGAAUGUGUGAUAAAAUAACAAACUUCUGAACCUGAAAACGUUUUAUUUUUGUUUAUAAAGCUAGAGACGAAACAAUCUCUAGCAAAACACAUUCAGCAAAAGUUAAGAACCGCAUACUGAACGAAGGACACCAAAGGUACGAUGGUCUGCAGCAAACAAAAAACAAAAUCGUCCAUUCACAGAGAUCGAUUGUUGCCGUUCCCAUUUAAAAGCAAAACCAUAAGCCGACAAUGCAACCAACAGCUGAACCAGAAGCAAACAACAACGACAACAAAAAACCCUGAAACAAAGGUUUGUUUUUAUCAAACCGCUCGUCUCGUACCCGGGGGGCCCAUUCUCGCCGGCUAAAUGGACAACAGGCUGGCACAUAGUGUAAUAAAAUUAAACUAGCCAAGCAUGUGUGAAUACUAAACCGAGCGAGGGGUGGUGCUAUUUCAAACUAGCGCCACACCAUCACAACAGUCCGCGUGGCCAUUUUGUGAAGAGAGAAAAAAAAAACACACACACACACUCACACACACAAACAGCCUGACUGAAAAGCGUGAUACAUCGCGACAUAAACGCGCUUGGCUGUGGUGCACGCUGUUUGCACCGCCAGAUAGGCUGGUCGUUAGUUUUAAUUGUGCAAAAAGGCGAGAAAAUGUGUCGUUUGCUAGCUAGCUGUGGUGCUAGCUUGAUUAAAGUGACGUCGGGAAAAAAGGGGAACGAGGUGGGGCAAGAACAAAAAUACGACCGGCGCCACUAUCGGCGCCACAAUGAAGCACAGUAAAUAGCAAUCAAAAUGAUAUGAAGAAAAAAAGUGCACACACAGAGAAAAAGAAAUAUAAUUUAGUGCGUAAAGAGAAGAUAACAAAACGGAACUCUAAGACAUAAAGAAGAGAUGUGAAUUAUGGAUUAACGAAAAUAGUAGUAAACAAAAGCAAAAAAAAGAGGAAAAAAUACACAAAUCACAAAACCCACAAACAAUCUCCAUAAGCUCAAAACACACAAACCCAAACAGUUUCGGCACAACUCCACAAACAAAGCGAAACAGAUAAUAAUGAAAAAAAAAACCACAGUUGAAAUAAAAUAACAAUAAAACACAAAACAAAAACAAGACAAAACAUGUGAAAUGAGUGAACAAUUGUAUAAUAGGAAAAAAAGACAAAAAACAAAACAAAAAAAGAGAUAAUGAACAAAGCUAAGCCGUUUGUGACAAAACAAAAGAAUAUGUCGUUUGACGUGUGCAUGUUGUGCAUGGUGCUGAAAGUGAAUCAAAAUAAAUAAGUAAAUACAACAACACAAAAAAGAAAGCAAACUGAAGCAAAAACAACUCCAUGCAAAAGCGAUAAUUCAAUUGCACCCGCAGAAUGGGAGGGGGGGGAGCGAUUAAACCUGCUCCAGAGGAGCUGUAGGAAGCUUUUGCCCGUUCGUGCAAAGGAUAUUGAGCAGAGGAAGCAGAACAAGAACACACAACAACAACACGAAGAAACAAAGAAACGGCGAGGAAACGGUAGAGGGAAACACAGAAAUAUACGACGCCGGAAACAAUUACGGAGCGAAGGCGAUUAAAAAUAACUGUUAAAAAGGCUAAUUAUUUCCAUUGAAUUACACACCUACUUCCGGUGGUCCGCACGCUCCACCCGGCGGCGGCGGCCGGAGAGAGCAUUGCGGUCAAUUGCGGCACGAGGGGUUUGAAUGAGUGUGUUAGUGUGUAUGUGUGAACAAAAGGACGAAUGUAUGUGUGUGUGUUUGUUAGUGAAAAGAAUGCCGCAAUAGGAAAUGAAGCUCUUCCUAUCAAAUCACUGUAAAGCAGGAAUUGGGAAGGGAAAUGAUAAACACGUAUAAGUGGGAGGUGGGUAAGGUGGGUUUUACCGUCGUUUUGCGCCCCUGCUCGGUUACCGGUUAGCGCGCACAGGGUGUAAUAAAAAGUUUUUAAUUGUAAGAAAAGAAGAACACAAACACACAUACAAUGGAGAA